Molecule: messenger RNA, 1237 nt
Organism: Trametes versicolor FP-101664 SS1
Lineage: Eukaryota; Fungi; Basidiomycota; Agaricomycetes; Polyporales; Polyporaceae
Product: Zn-dependent exopeptidase
Exons: 7
Coding region: 1-1131 (376 amino acids)
Biological process (GO): proteolysis
Molecular function (GO): metalloexopeptidase activity
Source: RefSeq, a predicted model, not a curated record
AUGAAGUUCUCCGUACUUGGUUGCCUUCUUGCUGCUGCGUUCAGCGCUGUACACGCCGCCCCAGUCGCACCCCAGGAGCUCACGGACAAGGCCGCACAGGGGUUUCGUCUCCUCAGCCUCGCUGAGGGCGCGGAGCCGGUGUGGAAGACCGAAGAGGAGAAGCUGGAGCUCUUGCGCGCCAAAGUUCACUUCUUUGACGUGACGGAAGUCUACGAGCCUGAAGAUUCGGCACCCGUGACCUUCAAGGCUCUCGCCUCCGCGACGACUUUCCCUGCACCCUCGCACUCGUCUGCGGUGACGGCUAUCAUUAAGACCCUCUCUACGUCGAACAUGCAGUCGUACCUGACGCCGCUGACGGCCUUCAACAACCGGUACUACACGAGCACCACCGGCAAGUCCGCUAGCCAGUGGAUCUUUGACAAGGUCACAUCGUUCGCUGGGUCCCGCACCGACAUCAAGGUAUCCAAGUUUACGCACUCGUGGGCGCAGUUCUCGGUCAUUGCGCGGUUCGAGGGCACCUCCUCCGGCCCGGUCACCAUCAUUGGCGCACACGAGGACUCGAUCAACCUGGACAGCCCAUCCAGCGGACGUGCCCCAGGCGCAGACGAUGACGGUUCUGGUACCGUCAACCUUCUUGAGGUCUUCCGCGCACUCGUGGCUGCAGGCUUCAAGCCCUCGACGCCCGUCGAGUUCCACUGGUACUCCGGUGAGGAGGCCGGGCUCCUCGGCAGCCAGGCCGUCGCGAAAAGUUACAAGAGCAGUGGCACGACGGUCAAGGCGUUCCUUGAGCUCGACAUGUCCGCGUACUUCAAGCCUGGCUCGAAGGAGGUAAUCGCGCUCGAAGCCGACUACAUCGACUCGGGGCUCACCAGCUUCCUGAAGCAAGUGAUCGACACGUACUCCACGCUCGACUGGGCAAUGGACACUGCAUGUGGCUAUGCGUGCUCUGACCACGCGAGCUGGUACAAGCAGGGGUACCCGACGGGCAUGCUCUACGAGGCGGUCACGGGCAACGACAAUCAGAACAUCCACUCAACGGGUGAUACGACGUCCGUCUCGGGCUUCUCGUGGAGCCACUCGCUCGAGUUUGCGAAGGUCGCACUCGCGUACGUCUAUGAGCUCGGAAUCUGAGCCGAUGCUCCGAGCUGUAUGGAAUGCAAGGAUGGCGGUGAGUCUUGGAGCUGCAAGAUGGGAUUGACUGGGGAGAUCUUAGCACUUGCCUAUGAUCGUCUCUGCU